Cygnus olor (mute swan) is the source of this 1988-nucleotide messenger RNA. It is a transcript of the gene SCARA5, whose product is annotated as scavenger receptor class A member 5. Bases 221 to 1852 code for a protein of 543 amino acids. Gene Ontology annotation, molecular function: ferritin receptor activity. The record is from RefSeq and is a predicted model, not a curated record. Gene Ontology annotation, cellular component: plasma membrane. Gene Ontology annotation, biological process: iron ion transmembrane transport. The transcript is spliced from 8 exons. Lineage: Eukaryota; Metazoa; Chordata; Aves; Anseriformes; Anatidae.
CCCCGCUGCUCCGGCUUCAGCUCCGCCGCUUCCCGCAGCCGCCCGCCGGCUGCAGCCGCUGCCGGCCCCGGGGCGCCCAUGGGGGGCUGCCGGGGGGGGGAGCUCGGGGCCGCCCCGCCUGGGGCUGGGGGGUCCUCGCCCGUCCCCGCCACCGCCGCGCAGCGCCGGGCUUGAGAGGGGCUGCGGGGGGCUGCGGGGCUCGGCCCCCGGUGGCAGGAGGAUGGAGAACAAGGCCAUGUACCUCCACACCUUCGGCGAGAGGGAGAACGGCUCCACCUUCGAGGAGCCAUUUGAGGGAAGGAACCUCUCCAAACUGAACCUCUGCGAGGACGGUGCCGGGCGCAGGAUGAAGGCGGCCGGGCGCUGCGGUCGGCUGGGCUCGCUGGCGGCGCUGAAGUACGCCGUGCUGGGGCUCUACCUCCUCGUCUUCCUCAUCCUCGUCGGAGUCUUCAUCCUCGCAGUCUCCCGGCCGCAGACGUCCCCCGAGGACCUGAAGGUGCUGAUGGGGAACGUGAACCGCCUCAACGAGAGCUUCCGAGACGUGCAGCUGAACCUGCUGCACCUCCCUCUGAAGGGGGACGUGAUGGAUCACAUCUGGAGGCUGCAGGACCUCCUGCAGAACCACUCGGACUCCUUGUUCCUGAUGACGGGGUCUCUGCAGAAGCUGGAGGGGCUGCUCUGGAGCCUGCAGAGCCAGGCCAGCCAAACCGAUAGGGCCGUGUCCAGCCUGUGGGACAGCCUGGCUCAGCAGAGCGACGCGGCGCAGCAGGAGAUGUACAAGCUCUCGGUGGAAGGCAACAGCAGCCGGCUGCUGCUCCAGCACCACGACCACCUCCUGAGCCACCUCGGCAGCCGGCUGGAGGGCCUGAGCGACCAGGUGACGGCCGCCAGCGGGGCCGUGGACACCAUGAACAGGACCUUCUCCUACGACGUGAACGUCCACCGCGCCCGCAUCCAGGACCUGCAGGUGCUGAUCAGCAACGCCACCGAAGACGCGCGGCGGAUGCGCCUGGUCCACAUCGCCAUGGAGCAGCAGCUGAAGCACGAGCUGGCCAUCCUCAGCAACGUGACGGAGGACCUGCGGCUCAAGGACUGGGAGCACUCCGUCGCCCUGAGGAACAUCUCCGUGAUUCGGGGGCCCCCGGGACCCAAAGGAGACCCAGGCCACGAGGGGAUGGAGGGGGAGCCCGGCCUGCCUGGCCUGCCCGGGCUGCGAGGGCUGCCUGGGGAGAGAGGACCACCAGGACCGCGUGGCCUGAAAGGGGACCAAGGGGACCUCGGCCCUCCGGGUCCAGCCGGGAUGCGAGGAUUCAAAGGGGACCGAGGACCGAAGGGAGAGAAGGGCGACCGAGGUGGUGACGUGGGUAAGUGCCCCUGGGGGACAUCUCCCUUCCUCCUGUGGCAACGGGAGGUGUUUUUCCUCGCUCCCAAACCGAAGGGAGCGGCGUGGUCCUGGGGCGCGGCUGCAAAGGGUCAGCCCCUUGUUUUCGCAGCCGCUCGAGUUUAUUUCUCCCCUUCAGCUUUUCCUUUUGCUUUGCUGGGGAAAGGAAGGGAGGAGGUUGGAGGGUUUGGAAGAGAUCGGUGCCGCAAAAGCAAACGCACGCAGAAGGAAAAGAGGAGAAAUGACGAUGUGGGGGUUCGUUGGGUGCGAUGCGGAGGGAAGGGGCCGGGGAGCUGCGCCCAGAUGGAUGGGACCAGGCAAAGGGGGCUGUGGCUGCAGCCCACGAGGGUCCGAUCCUGCACCCCUGCAGCACGAGGAGCGGCUCGUUUGGGGGCAUCUCCCCACGGCUCCGAUGCCGAGCGCGUCCCCGGCUCCAGCUGCAGCCCUUGCAGAGCCCCCAAGGGCGCAUGAAGCAGGUCUGGGCCUUGCUGGCACGGGUUUGCGAGGAGGGGCCGGGGCUUUCUGAGCUUCCACAGCCCCGCAGCUGGCCAGGGGCUGACAGGGAGGAAGGGCGGCUGCACGAGCAGCCCUCGCCCUGGUGAUUAAU